AUGGACCAGCCAUCCCUCGAGCUGCACCACCAGCAGCAGCAGCAGCAGCAGCAGACGCCCAACCACCACCAACAGCAGUCCCAGCCCCAGUCCCAGUCCCAGGAUCAGUCACCACCUGCGAACCAAGAUGGAAGCAGCAGCGGUGCUACGCCGACAGCAUCCGCAGGAGGAGGAGGUGGAGGAAAGGGCGCCGCGGCGGCGGCGGCGGCUGCGAAUGCGCUGAGCUUCAGGAGGAGGAAAGUCCGCUGCGAUGCCGCCUCCCUGGGCAUACCUUGCACCAACUGCGUCGCCUUCCAAAUCGAGUGCAAGAUCCCAACGCCCAAGAGGAAGAAGACCCAGACCGCUUCCACCACCAGAGACUCGGAUAGUGAACGAGGCGAUGGCCCAGAGGAACAGUCUCCCCGUCCUGGUACAGGAACGGCCACGUUCAACACCAGGCCACCCGCCGUAUAUCACACUUCAGAAGGUACACCAACGACCACCAUGACGGCGGCACAGACCCACAAGGAGGAGAUCGACAACAAUACUUAUGUAAACCUAGUCAUGAAACCAAAGUUCAUCCGUGCCCCCAUCACCGAAGCCGGCCGUGUUGCCUACCUGGGAGAGUCCUCCAACCUGACCCUGCUCGUCAACGACCGACAAGGAGCCGCAGAUGUCGUCCACUACCCCCUGCCCGAGAACGUCCGAGGUUCCAGGGCGAGGCUGACCGAGCUGGACAACGUCGAGAUCGAUAUCCUUCACCAGCGUGGUGCCUUCUUGCUCCCGCCCCGCUCCCUCUGCGACGAGCUGAUCGACUCGUACUUCAAAUGGAUCCAUCCCAUCGUGCCCGUCAUCAACCGCACGAGGUUCAUGAGACAGUAUGGGGAUCCCAAGAACCCACCCUCGCUGUUGCUCCUCCAGGCUAUCCUGCUGGCCGGAUCGCGUGUCUGCAACAACCCACAGCUCAUGGACGCAAAUGGGUCCACAACCCCUGCUGCACUGACUUUCUACAAAAGGGCCAAGGCACUGUACGACGCCAGUUACGAAGAUGACAGGAUGACUAUAGUGCAGUCGUUGUUGCUAAUGGGUUGGUAUUGGGAAGGACCCGAGGACGUCACCAAGAACGUCUUUUACUGGAGUCGUGUCGCUACAAUCGUCGCACAGGGAUCCGGCAUGCACCGCAGUGUUGAGGGUUCGCAGCUCAGCAGGGCCGACAAGAGACUUUGGAAGAGGAUCUGGUGGACGCUCUUUACCCGAGACCGAUCCGUCGCCGUGGCCCUUGGGCGCCCUGUACACAUCAACCUGGAUGACUCGGACGUGGAGAUGCUGACAGAGGACGAUUUUGUCGAGGACGAAGACGGCCGACCGAGCGAGUAUCCCCCGGACCCGAUCCACGUCCACUUUUUCCUGCAGUAUGUCAAGCUCUGCGAGAUUAUGGGGCUUGUGCUUUCACAGCAGUACUCGGUCGCAGCCAAAGGACGUCAGCGCAAUCCCAUCGAUCUCACCCACAGCGACAUGGCGCUGGCCGACUGGCUCCAGAAUUGCCCCAAAGUGGUCUACUGGGAAAUGCCACGACACCACUUUUGGUCCGCCUUGCUCCAUUCAAAUUAUUAUACGACGCUCUGUUUACUACACAGAGCACAUAUGCCCCCAGGCGGAGGCUCCUCGCGGUUUCCCGAGGACGCGGCCUACCCGUCGAGGAAUAUCGCUUUCCAGGCCGCGGCCAUGAUCACGUCGAUCAUAGAAAAUCUUUCGGCUCAUGAUGAGCUUCGUUAUUGCCCGGCUUUUAUUGUUUACAGUUUGUUUUCGGCACUCAUCAUGCAUGUGUACCAGAUGCGAUCACCUAUCCCAUCGAUUCAGCAGGUGACCCAGGACCGGAUCAGGACCUGCAUGGUGGCCCUGAAGGAUGUCUCGCGGGUGUGGCUAGUUGGCAAAAUGGUCUCCACGCUCUUUGAGGCUAUUCUCGGGAAUAGGACCCUUGAGGAGAGGCUUCAGAAGGCCGCCGGAAAGCGACAUAGCAAAUUUCAGAGGAGCAUGCAGCAACUAGAGCAACACGCUCACGAUCAGCAGCAACACCACCAACAGCAAAUGAGGGAGUCGGCAAAGCGCAAGUACGACGACAUGGCUAUUGACUUCAGUGUCUCCACGCCGACACCCCAGGAGUCGUAUGAGCGCUCUCGGCCUCAGACACCAAGUCAAACCACAAAGAACGAGCACGGCCAUACAAUGGCACCUCCCCAGAUUACAUCACCUGGCGGCACCAGGCAGACCAACAUGGACGCCUUCAUGGGCGGCACGGCAUCACGGCCGCAGACUAGACCGGCGACUCCGUUCAACCCAUCUUUCUCGGUACCGACGACCCCUCCGGACCUCUAUCUCGUGACGCGGAACUCACCGAACCUGUCACAAGCCGUCUGGGAAAACUUUCAGCCAGACCAGCUGUUUCCUGAAAGUGCAAGCAUGCCUCUCUUCCCACACCUUUCUCCUACUCAGACACAUCAGAAUCUGGAUCCCAACCUGAUGCCGCCACAAAUGCAACAGGGCAGGCAGGCACAGCAAGCUCCGCCCAUGCAGUUUGGAGGCCACCAACAGCAGCAUGGUAUGCCGAAUAGCACGAGCAAGGGUAAUAGUCCCGUGCAGCAGCACAAUCCAAGCUUCCUGCAGCCUGGCCUUGCUGGAUUCCCGGGCCAGCAGGGCGGGCCAGGCCAACAGCAACAGGCGCAAAAUACUAUGUGGAACACUGGCUUCGACUCAACCCUACCCGACGGCCAGAGCCCGGAUAGCUGGAGCACAGGGAGCGCGCAGGGAGCGCCGGUGCCAAGCACACUCAACGUGGAAGACUGGCUUCAAUUUUUUGGCAUCAACGGGGAUCAAGUAAGCCAACUAAAUUUCGACAUGCCGUCGAUGACCUAG
This is a messenger RNA of Diaporthe citri, 2892 nucleotides long. RefSeq lists its product as uncharacterized. Gene Ontology annotation, molecular function: zinc ion binding; DNA-binding transcription factor activity, RNA polymerase II-specific; DNA binding. NCBI's taxonomy places the organism in Eukaryota, Fungi, Ascomycota, Sordariomycetes, Diaporthales, Diaporthaceae. The transcript is spliced from 4 exons. Gene Ontology annotation, biological process: regulation of DNA-templated transcription; DNA-templated transcription. The coding region runs from base 1 to 2892 and encodes 963 amino acids. The record is from RefSeq and is a predicted model, not a curated record.